This is a messenger RNA of Diabrotica balteata, 2527 nucleotides long. Lineage: Eukaryota; Metazoa; Arthropoda; Insecta; Coleoptera; Chrysomelidae. The record is from the annotation of a GenBank genome assembly.
UUGCAAUAUCAAUUGAUUUUUCAACUUGAAUAUUAGUUACAGGGUAUAUACCCAAAGAUAAUUUGUUUACAUUUUUAUCUAAUUUUUUCUUUGUUAUAUUUCUGUCGCUAUAAUUCUGGCUAAUUACAGAAAAAUAGUUGCAAAAUACCACAGGCUCGACUGUUUUGUGUCGAAGUGCGAUAAAAUAUACCUAAAAUACAUAUUUGGGUAUUAUUGUAUGUACCAUAAGUCUUAUACUUGAUUUCUAAAUUUGAGUUUUACAAUUUUCGUGGAAAAAUGCCCGCAUUAGUUGCCACACCUGUGAACAAUGGAUUUCCAAAGGAGUUUGGAAGGCUAACGAAGACAUUCGGGACGCCAGAAGUUGUCUUUGUGAGCAGACAAGUCAGAGGAAUCAGUGUAGUGCAUGGAGACUUAAAGGACUUACCUGAAAAAGUGCAAUCUUACGUCCAAGAAAAUGUUAAUCUGUGUCAACCAGAUAAACUUCACAUCUGUGAUGGAACAGAUGCAGAAAAUGAAAAGUUGAUUCAACUAAUGUUACAACAAGGAACUAUUAAACCUUUGCCAAAAUAUGAAAACUGUUGGUUAGCCAGCACUAACCCUGCUGAUACUGCCAGAGUGGAAUCAAAAACGUUCAUUAGCACCGACUCGAAGUCAGAAACUAUUCCAACGCCUAAAAAUGGAGUUCAAGGUACCUUGGGUAAUUGGCUCUCCCCUAAGGAUAUGGAUGUAGCUGUUAAGGAAAGAUUUACGUCGUGCAUGUCGGGAAGGACCAUGUAUAUCGUUCCAUUUUCUAUGGGGCCUAUUGGAUCUCCAUUAUCAAAAAUAGGAAUUGAAAUAACUGACUCGCCAUACGUUGUUGCAUCCAUGAGGAUAAUGACAAGAAUGGGUGCACCGGUAUUAAGAAAACUAAGAGAAAGCCAAGAAUUUGUGAAAUGCCUUCAUUCGGUAGGAACACCUAGGAAUGGAGUUUUCGAAAAUCCGAGUUGGCCCUGCGACCCUGAAAGGACCAUUAUCCUUCACAGACCAAAGAACAAUGAGAUUGUUUCCUAUGGCAGUGGCUAUGGAGGUAACUCGCUGUUGGGAAAGAAAUGUUUUGCUUUAAGAAUUGGAUCUACUAUUGCCAGAAGGGAGGGAUGGUUAGCAGAACAUAUGUUGAUUUUGGGCAUCACCAGUCCUUCAGGCAAAAAGCGUUAUAUAGCAGCUGCUUUUCCUUCUGCCUGCGGAAAAACCAACUUGGCUAUGAUGACUCCUACUUUACCUGGUUAUAAAAUUGAGUGUGUUGGUGACGAUAUUGCAUGGAUGAGAUUUGACAAAUACGGACAAUUAAGAGCCAUAAAUCCAGAAAAUGGUUUCUUUGGAGUUGCUCCAGGAACUUCAAGAAGUAGUAACCCAAUUGCUAUGGACACCAUCUUCAAAAACACCAUGUUCACAAAUGUAGGAUCUACAAGUGAUGGAGGAGUUUACUGGGAAGGUAUGGAAAAGGAAGUAAGCGAUAAUGUUGCAAUAACUGACUGGAAAGGUGUUCCCUGGACCAAGAGUCAAAAGACGCCUGCUGCUCAUCCAAAUUCAAGAUUUUGCACACCUGCCAACCAAUGUCCUAUAAUAGAUCCAGCUUGGGAAGACCCUGAAGGAGUACCCAUUUCAGCUAUACUGUUCGGAGGAAGACGACCAGCUGGAGUUCCUUUAGUAUAUGAAGCAAGGGAUUGGAAACACGGUGUAUUCAUUGGAUCUACAAUGAGAUCAGAAGCUACUGCUGCAGCAGAACACAAGGGAAAAGUAAUUAUGCACGAUCCAUUCGCUAUGAGACCCUUCUUUGGCUACAACUUUGGAGACUAUUUGAGCCACUGGUUGUCCAUGGAGCAAAAAUCAAGCAACCUUCCAAAGAUAUUCCAUGUAAACUGGUUCAGAAAAGGUACAAAUGGACAAUUUUUGUGGCCAGGUUUUGGUGAAAAUUCCAGAGUGCUAGACUGGGUUUUAAGAAGACUUGAUGGAGAAGAUGUUGCUCAAGAUACCGCGAUUGGUUUAGUACCUAAGAAGAACAGUUUGAACUUAGAAGGCAUUAAAGAAAAUAUCAACUUUGACGAAUUAUUCAGCUUGCCCAAAGACUUCUGGAAACAGGAAGUACAAGACAUCGAAAAGUACUUCGACGAACAAGUUAGUCAAGAUUUGCCGAAAGAGAUUGCAAACCAACUGAAGGAACUCAAAAAUCGUGUAUCUCAAAUGUAAAGACCAAUCAGUAUUAUUAGGCAAUAAUUUAUAAGGCUUUAUAUGUUUUGAAAAAAAAAAUAAACCUCGACUAGCUGUAGAGAUUUUAUAAAACUAAACGAAAUCGUGUGAAUUUUAUUUGUUUUAAAGUUUAACGCAUUAGCGUAGAUUGCGAAGCCUAAAUAUUGGUUUAAUUGUUUAAAUUAAUAUUUUAUUGACACAAUAUUUAAUUUAUAAAUUAUUUUUUUAUGUGUGUUGUGAUGUGUAAUUAUAGUAUGUAAAAUGUUAAAAAAUAAUAAAAAAAUUAAAAAUGUUUUUUCCA